This is a messenger RNA of Nyctereutes procyonoides (raccoon dog), 1186 nucleotides long. It is a transcript of the gene HAUS7, whose product is annotated as HAUS augmin like complex subunit 7. The transcript is spliced from 10 exons. Bases 32 to 1144 code for a protein of 370 amino acids. Gene Ontology annotation, molecular function: microtubule minus-end binding. Lineage: Eukaryota; Metazoa; Chordata; Mammalia; Carnivora; Canidae. The record is from RefSeq and is a predicted model, not a curated record. Gene Ontology annotation, biological process: spindle assembly; centrosome cycle. Gene Ontology annotation, cellular component: HAUS complex.
CGGAGGUGGGCUGCGGCUCAGAGCGCGAAACAUGGCUGGGCUGGGCGGCGGCGGCGGCGACGGCCGCGACGGCGGCCACAAGGCCGGGGACGACGAGGGCGUGCUGAAGGCGGCCGUGGAGGUGUUCGGGAAGCUCAAGGAUCUCAAGUGCCCUGUCCUUGAGGGUCUGUAUAUCACAGAGCCUAAGACCAUUCAGGAGCUGCUGUGCACUCCCUCGAAAUACCGCUUGGAAAUCCUGGAGUGGAUGUGUGUUAGGGUCUGUCCCUCCUGGCAGGAGAAGUCCAGCUCGCUAAAGGGAGCCCCAGUCGAGGUGAAGAUCCAAGAGAUGGUGAAACUGGGCCAUGAGCUGAUGCUGUGUGGGCUGGCUGACCAGGAGCUCCUGAAGGGCCGGGCCUGCGCCCAGAAGCAGUUGCAACUCAUGGACCAGCUGCUGGAUGCGGUGUGGAGCCUGAACGUCGGAGGCGCCAGCUGCUCCAGUGCGAAGGAGCACUUGGAGGACACCAGAGAGAAGAACGAGGCGCUGCUGGGGGAGGUCUUAUCCAGCCCAUGCCUGCAGACGCUCCUGAGCCCACAGUGUGACCCGUGGCCCGUGGACGUGCAGCCCCUCCUUGAGCAGCAGAGCGAUGACUGGCAGAGGGCCCGCCCCUCUGUGGAGUUGGAGGAGGAGAAGGUGAUGGAGCUGGCCAGGCAGCUUCAGGAGAGUGUUGCCAAGCUGCAGACGCUCAGGGUAGAGUGCUUUGCGCAGCAGAAGCAAGGAGCUGCUGUGAGUGGGGCCGACACCAGCACCCUGGACCAAAAGCUGCGCCUGGUCAUCUCCGACUUCCACCAGCUGGUUGUGGCUUUUCUGCAAGUGUACGAUGACGAGCUGGGUGAGUGCUGCCAGCGUCCGGGCCCCUACCUGCACCCGUGUGGCCCCAUCAUCCAGGCCGUGUACCAGACUCUGACUUCGUGCAGCCAGCUGUUGAAAGCGGUCACGGAGGUCACUGACACUUCGGCAAAUGCCGUGCAGAUGGUGGAGCAGCAGCAGGGCGAGCAGAUGUGUUGGGGCAGCAGCAACUCCAUCAUGAGUCUAGCCAGCAAAAUGGAAGAACUGACUCAGAAAUACAAGGUCUUCCGUGACAGUCUGCAGAAAGGCGUGGAGUAGUCUGCGAGCGGGCGCUGGGCCCUGAAGCGCCAGGUGGCGGGG